AAACUUUCCCACAUUCAUUUCAGAAGCAGCUCCAGGAUCAAAGCCAGUUUUCAGUGUUUUGUGCUUUUGGGACUUCCUAAAACCCUGUUUUAUUCAUCAAGAUUGUAGGCUAACAUGGAACAUUUCAGGCCUCCCUAUUUUUAUUAGGAUAACAAGUUUUCACUCUGGAGACUGCAUGAGACACGAUGGACAUUAACGCUGUAAACGCACUCUCAUACGAGGACUUUUUGGAAAUAUUCGGGAACGUGGUUGAGAAAUGUCCCAUCAUCCCAGCUGCAGUUUGGAUCCAUCGUCCGUUCACGAGCCUAGCAGACAUCGAGGCUCACAUAUCCGACUUCAUCGACAGUCUACCUGAAUCAGGUAAAGAGGGAAUCCUUCGGUGCCACCCGGACCUGGCGGGCAGGGAGCUUCAGAGUGGCGCGUUAACCCGUGACUCGCAGGAGGAGCAGCGUGCGGCCGGUUUCACUGACCUGCAGCCUUCGGAGGUGUCCCGCAUGCGCAGCCUAAACUCCGAGUACAAGGAGCGCUUUGGCUUCCCGUUUGUAAUAUGCGCGCGGCUGAACACAAAACGGGACAUAAUGCGCGAGCUGCUUCAGUGUCUCGGCAACGACCCUGCGGCGGAAAGAGCGCGCGCCAUCGGCGAGGUGAAAAAGAUUUGCGCGCUGCGAAUGCGCAACCUCCAACUCUCCAACUCUCCAAACAAGCUCUAAGGUGACGAGCUUUGCGUGUUGAAAACGCACUGGAUUCUAUUGGAUCAGUGAUCAAUGUGUAACAUUAACUUAGCAGUAAUAAUGUGGCGUGGAUUCAUUGCAAGCGUUGUUCACAAUUUAUACUGCACAAUGAAAAUAAAAACUAUGUCCUGUGAAAGAA
Tachysurus vachellii is the source of this 870-nucleotide messenger RNA. It is a transcript of the gene urad, whose product is annotated as ureidoimidazoline (2-oxo-4-hydroxy-4-carboxy-5-) decarboxylase. Bases 186 to 710 code for a protein of 174 amino acids. Lineage: Eukaryota; Metazoa; Chordata; Actinopteri; Siluriformes; Bagridae. The record is from RefSeq and is a predicted model, not a curated record. The transcript has 3 exons. Gene Ontology annotation, molecular function: carboxy-lyase activity. Gene Ontology annotation, biological process: allantoin metabolic process.